Molecule: messenger RNA, 1581 nt
Organism: Melopsittacus undulatus (budgerigar)
Lineage: Eukaryota; Metazoa; Chordata; Aves; Psittaciformes; Psittaculidae
Product: cytochrome P450 1A5-like
Exons: 6
Coding region: 1-1581 (526 amino acids)
Biological process (GO): progesterone metabolic process; hormone biosynthetic process
Molecular function (GO): oxidoreductase activity, acting on paired donors, with incorporation or reduction of molecular oxygen, reduced flavin or flavoprotein as one donor, and incorporation of one atom of oxygen; heme binding; steroid 17-alpha-monooxygenase activity
Source: RefSeq, a predicted model, not a curated record
AUGAAGGCAGCAAUGUCUCUGAUGGGAAGCCAAGGCAUUGUCUCUGCCACCGAGCUCCUCCUGGCGGGUGCCGUGUUCUGCCUGGUGUUCCUGCUCAUCCAGUCCCUCCGGCAGCGCGUGCCCAAGGGGCUGCAGAGCCCCCCCGGCCCCAGGGGCUUCCCCAUCCUUGGCAACGUGCUGGAGCUGAGGAAGGACCCGCACUUGGUGCUGACCCGGCUGAGCCGGCUCUAUGGGGACGUGAUGGAGGUGAGGAUCGGCACCCGGCCCGUGCUGGUGCUGAGCGGGCUGGACACCAUCAAGCAAGCCCUGGUGAAGCAAGCAGAAGAUUUCCUGGGCCGCCCCGACCUCCACAGCUUCCACUAUGUUACGGAUGGGAAAAGCCUGACCUUCAGCCCCGACUCUGGGGAGGUGUGGAGAGCCCGCAGGAAGCUGGCCCAGAACGCCCUCAAGACCUUCUCCAUCACCCCCAGCCCCCGGGUCUCAUCCUGCUGCCUCCUGGAGGAGCACGCCUCCCAGGAGGCCGAGUACCUGGUCACCAAGUUCCUACAGCUCAUGGAGGAGGAGAAGAGCUUUGACCCCUACCGGUACCUGGUGGUCUCCGUGGCCAACGUCAUUUGCGCCAUGUGCUUUGGCAAGCGGCAUGACCACAAUGACCAGGAGCUGCUCAAUAUAGUGAACACCAGUGACCGGUUUGCUGCUGUGGCUGCUUCUGGCAACCCUGCAGACUUCAUCCCCCUGCUCCAGUAUCUUCCCAGCCGCUCCAUGCGCUUAUUCAUAGAUUUCAACAAGUCCUUCCUCCGUUUCACGCAGAAGUUUGUCAAAGAGCACUACCAGACCUAUGACAAGGACUACAUCCGAGACAUCACUGACUCCCUCAUUGAGGAGUGCCUGGAGAAAAGAGUAGUAACAAACCUUGCUGCGCAGGUCCCUGAGGAGAAUAUUGUCAACCUUGUGAAUGACCUCUUUGGAGCAGGCUUUGAUACUGUGACCACUGCCCUGUCCUGGAGCCUCAUGUACCUCGUGGUGCACCCCCACAUCCAGAAGAGGAUCCAGAGGGAACUGGACCAGACCAUUGGCUGGGAGCGCAGACCAAGGCUGUCGGACCGGGGCAUGCUGCCCUACACAGAAGCCUUCAUCCUGGAGGUGUUCAGGCACUCCUCCUUUAUGCCCUUCACCAUCCCACACAGCACGACCAGGGAUACGGUGCUGAAUGGUUACUACAUCCCAAAGGACCGCUGCGUGUUUAUCAACCAGUGGCAAGUAAACCAUGAUGAGAAGCUUUGGAAGGAUCCACAGACUUUCAACCCAGAGCGUUUCCUCAGUGCUGACGGCACCGAAGUGAAUAAGGUGGAAGGGAUGAAGGUGCUGAUUUUUGGCCUAGGGAAGAGGAAUUGCGCUGGGGAGACUAUUGCUAGGUGGGAGGUCUUCCUCUUCCUGACCACGUUGCUGCAGCAGCUGGAGUUCAGUGUGCGGGAGGGCAAGCAGGUGGACAUGACACCACUCUAUGGGUUGACUGUGAAGCACCACCGGUGUGAGCACUUCCAGGUGAAGCAGCGCUUCCCUGUGAAGAGCAUGAAUUGA